Messenger RNA from Sinocyclocheilus rhinocerous, 508 nucleotides. RefSeq names its product suppressor of tumorigenicity 7 protein-like. The transcript is spliced from 5 exons. Lineage: Eukaryota; Metazoa; Chordata; Actinopteri; Cypriniformes; Cyprinidae. Bases 98 to 493 code for a protein of 131 amino acids. The record is from RefSeq and is a predicted model, not a curated record.
CACAACCAUCACAGAGGCUGAACGGCUUUUCAAACAAGCGCUUAAAAAUGCCGGCAAAGACACCAAUCUUGUGGUCUACAUCAAGCGCAGACUGGCCAUGUGUGCUAGAAAACUGGGUCGCAUCAAAGAAGCUGUAAAGAUGAUGAGAGAUUUAAUGAAAGAAUUCCCCUUAUUGGGAAUGUUAAAUAUUCAUGAGAACCUUUUAGAAGCAUUAUUAGAGCUGCAGGCCUAUGCUGAUGUACAAGCAGUCCUCGCAAAAUAUGACGAUAUCAGCUUGCCAAAAUCAGCUACUAUAUGCUACACAUCUGCCUUACUGAAAGCCAGAGCAGUGUCAGAUAAGUUUUCACCUGAAGCAGCGUCUAGACGAGGUCUCAGCACAGCAGAGAUGAACGCAGUGGAGGCCAUACACAGAGCUGUGGAGUUCAACCCACACGUACCAAAGGUUCGAAAGAUUAUUUUAAAGGGUCCAAAAUUAACUUUCUGCAUCACAUGACAAUGGCUGGUGAAA